Nothobranchius furzeri (turquoise killifish) is the source of this 2231-nucleotide messenger RNA. RefSeq names its product tumor necrosis factor receptor superfamily member 11B. NCBI's taxonomy places the organism in Eukaryota, Metazoa, Chordata, Actinopteri, Cyprinodontiformes, Nothobranchiidae. Gene Ontology annotation, molecular function: protein binding. The record is from RefSeq and is a predicted model, not a curated record.
GACGGACAGGAUCACCCUCCUGAAUGACUGCUACGCAUCAUUUCACCAUGGACUUUGCACCAUUUUCUCAUGUCUUCCUGUUGCUGUCAGCUCUCUCCUCGCUGCUGAGCAGCUUGGCUUCUCCUUCCACCUUCACGCACCGGGACCCGUUCACCGGUAGGUCGCUGCAGUGCGACCGGUGUCCACCCGGAACCUUCCUGAGCGCGCGCUGCUCCACGGCCAAAAGCACUGAGUGCGCACCGUGCCCGCAGGGCUCGUUCACGGAGCUCUGGAACUACAUCGGGAAGUGUUUACGCUGCGGAGUGUGUGGACGGAACCAGGUGGUGAAGAAGGAAUGCUCGGCCAAGAGCGAUUGUCAGUGCGAGUGCAAACAGGGCUUCUACUACGAGCACAAGUCAGACAUGUGCGUGCGUCACAGCGAGUGUCGGUCUGGAUAUGGGGUUCUGACUGCAGGUACACCUAAGAAAGACACAGUCUGCCACAUCUGCUCCAAUGGCACCUUCUCCGAUAUUUCCUCUGCUCAGGACGACUGCAAACAGCACUCUGGAUGUGAUGGUGAAGGGCAGGAAUUGGUGCUGAAGGGUUCCACCUGGCAUGACAAUUUGUGCGCAAACAGAGAAGAGCUCAAAGAUGGAGCUGAGUACCUGAAAGAAGUCAUCCCAGCUUUCUUCAUUAAUCACAAGAUGAAAAUGAAACGCCUGCGUCGAAUUGUGCACAAGCUGCAGACUGAGGAUGGUAGUAAACAAAGAGGAACUUUAGAGCUCAACCUUCCACAGCUUCACUUACACAUCCGCAACUGGGUUUCCUCUGCAACGGUCGCACAGAUUCGGCAGCUUCCAGUCUUACUGAUUAAACUUGGAGCGAGGAGCGCUGGAGAGAAACUACAAAGGAAGCAGAACCAAAUCGACACACGUCUAGAGCGAGGUCAUUUAGAAGGUGUGAGGAAUGUAGAUUUAACUUAGACGUUAGCUUGAAAUUUAUAUUUUAUAUAUGCAUAAACGUUUAAAUGGGUCUGAAAAUUCAAAACUACAUUUGCAUUCUUGUUGUUGUGGAUAAUAGGCAGUUCGGGGUGUCAAGUGUAUCAAAAGUCUGCGCUGUCUCUGAUCUGCUUUCCUAUGCUAAUUAGUGAUUUUGGUAUUAGUGGUAUAACAUAUCAUAGACAUAGACACACAGCCUAAAUGUCCCAGCCCACUUCAGUGGUGGAAGUAAUUACAUUUUCAUGGUGGUAAUGCUAACCACAGAAAACGGUAGGCCGAGCUACCACUAACAACCUUUUUCAGACAAAUGGAAAACCAGGAAGAAUGUCCGAGAACAGACGUAGCAUUUUAGGAUAUAGCCUAUUUGGAGUUUCCUGACUUUGAAUGAAAACCAGAAAGACCCUUAGCUUGCAUGUUGAGUUAUCCGGCUACUGUACACAGACUUUAUAGGUUCAGGCAGCGCCAUAGAGCUAUUGGGUAAACCAGCCAAUCAGCACGCAGCUCGUUUAAUAUUCAUGUCCUGGCAGAGUGGGUGGGGUAAACUAGUCUUUUCUAUGGAGUUGUAUUUGGCCAUUGGUCAGGGCUCCUGGGCCAUUUUGAGCCCCAACAAACGUUCCCAUGGUAUAAAGAAGCUCAAAGAACAGUUUUGAGUAGUGUUAAAAGUGAAAUAAAACGGUUUUGUGUGCAGUUAGAACAUUUCAACCUUCCCACAUCCUUUGACACUGUUUAAAGUGGAAUAUUGGUUUUCCUCUUUGUUACUGUAAAAUUGUGAUUUACAUUUUUAAACAACAAAUUUUUCACAUUUAUUCUGUUUUGAAAGAUGCUUAAUUUUAUUUACUGUCAUUGCUGCAAAGACCUUUGUGAGAAAUGGACUUCAGGACUAGUUUUUCUACUCAGUGGAUUUCAUUUCAUAAUUGUCUUGCUUCAUUUGAAGAAUGAAUGAGGCUGUCUGUAAAUCUACCUCUCAUGAACUAUCGUUUGCAUGCAGCUUAAUAAACAGGUCCUUACUCAUUUCAUAUUUAUUUAAAGAAUUUAUUAUUUAAAUUUGCCACAACCUGUUUUUGCACAUGAAUGAUAAUGGGGUUAUAGAUACAAAAGUUGAAUUUGCCACUUUCAGUGCGUCUAUAAAAAUGAAUAAAGUGUGGUGAUUGUUUCAAUUUUACUGACUAUACAUAUAUUCUAUAACCGUUUCAGGUAAUGUCUCAAAAUGUAUGUAUUAUUGCACAAAAUGAAAUUAUGCAUGCAGAGCUAGAA